Molecule: messenger RNA, 2625 nt
Organism: Pseudozyma flocculosa PF-1
Lineage: Eukaryota; Fungi; Basidiomycota; Ustilaginomycetes; Ustilaginales; Ustilaginaceae
Exons: 1
Coding region: 1-2625 (874 amino acids)
Cellular component (GO): nucleolus
Molecular function (GO): GTP binding
Source: RefSeq, a predicted model, not a curated record
AUGGGGAGGAACAGCCGCAAGGAGGACCGCCAGAGCCGCAAGCGCACAAAAAUCGGCCUCGACCAGACAAAGGCCAGCGGCCAGAAGUCGUCCAACGCAGCCUUUGCGCCCCCCGUCUUUGCAAAGGGCCAGUUUGCCAGCCUCGCCAACAAGGGAAAGGCAAGGUCAAACAAGCAGGCGACCACCGCGACCAACGGCGGCAGCAAUGCCAGCGACAUCGUAGAGGCCGACAUGGCCGAGGAUGACGCCCUCGCCUCGCCCGCGUCGUCCCCCGCCACGAGGGUCUCAAACGCCUCCCUCAACCGCCAUGGCAUCCAGUCCGUCGAUCACGCCGACGUCGGCAUCCUCGAAGAUGCCAACCCUGCGCUGCAGUCGGCUUGGGACGAUUUCGGCGCAAAGGCACGCCUCGACGACACCCUCACCGGCCGCAGGGACUCGAGCCUCAAGGCCUACAUGAAGGAGCUCCGCAAGCUCGUCGAAAACGCAGACGUCCUCCUCGAAGUGCUCGACGCCCGAGACCCCAUGGGAUGCCGAUCUCUCGAAACGGAGCGCAUGCUCAUGCGCGCCGGCAAAAAGGUCGUCCUCAUCCUCAACAAGAUCGACCUCGUCCCAAAGAGCAAUGUCGAGGCAUGGCUCCGCUACCUCCGCCACGACUUCCCCACGCUCGCAUUCAAGGCCAGCACCCAGUCCCAGCGCAGCAACCUCUCCCAGGGCGCUGCGGCCUUCUACUCCGGUGGUGGCGGCGGCAGCGGCAAGGCGUCGUCCUCGUCGGGAUCGGCCUCGGCGGGCAAGGACGUUAUCACGGGCGGCGCAGAGGCCAUGGGAGCCGGCGCCCUCCUCCAGCUCAUCAAAAACUACAGCCGCAACCUGAACCUCAAGACCAGCAUCACCGUCGGCAUCUUUGGCGCUCCCAACGUCGGCAAGUCGAGCUUGAUCAACAGUCUCAAGCGGGCGCGCGUCUGCAGCGUCGCCUCGACGCCUGGCCACACCAAGGUGGUGCAGGGCGUCAUGCUCGACAAGAGCGUCCGCCUGCUCGACUGCCCGGGCAUCGUCUUCUCCGACGAGACCGGCGGCGCCACCAGCGGGCUCAGCGCCGAGGAGAUUGUCAUGCGCAAGCAGUCGGCGCUGCUGCGCAACGUUGUCAAGGUCGAGCUCGUCGAAGACCCCGUCACGCCCGUCGAGGCAAUCAUGGCGCGGGUCGAGGACCAGGAGCUGGCCGACGUCUACGGCCUCGAGUUCUUCCAGUCUGGCGACGCUCAGGACUUUUUAAUGCGCCUCGCCAUCCAGCGUGGGCGGAUGCUGAGGGGCGGCAAGAUCGACAUUGAAGGCACCGCGCGGACGGUGCUGCAUGACUGGAAUGUCGGCAGGAUCAAAUACUUUACGCAGCCGCCGGCGCUGCACCGAUCCGCCAUCCUCUCUGCGGACAACGGGCGGCAGGCGGCCGGCAAUGCUCACGCUGCAACCUCCGCCGCGGAUGCUGCGGUUGCGGCAAUGGAGGACGGCGACCAGGAGUCGGAGAGGGCCAAGCAGCAGCUCGCCGAGAGCACGACGAUCGUCUCCGGCUUUAGCGAGGCGUUUGACCUGGCCGGUCUCCUCGGCGAGGCCGACGCCGAGAUCUUUGGCACGGGUACGGGCACGAGCACCGCUGCCGUGCCUGAGCCACCAAAGGCCCGAUUUGCCACGCAAGAGGAGCUGGCGGCAGCGGACGGGCAAGGCGCAGAAGACGCGGCGGCGGAGGAGAUUGUCGACGACCACGGCGGUGCUGUUGGCGACGUCUCCAACGUGUCGACGCUCGGCAAGAGGCGACGGGCCUUUGACGACGAGGGCGGUGCCGACGACAGCGAGUCGGACGACGACGAUGACGACGAGGACGGUGACGAUGAGCAAGGGAUGCGACGCCGUCGACCCGUGCGUCGGACGGCCCCUGGCAACGUCCCCGGGCUCUCUCAGAUGGAUGACGACGGCGACGACGACGACGACCUCGUCAGUGCAGGUCAGGCGGUCGCAGAGGACGGUGCGCGUGGUCGCUCGGGCAACGCGGGCGCCCCCUCUGCGGCCUUUACGUUCCAGGCGAGCCCCACGGCAGCAGGGCAGGCUGGAGGACCGGCGUGGCUGGACCGGCAACAGGCCAAGGCGGCGGCGGCGUCGGGCCGAUCGAAGCGCAACGAGGAGCUGUCGACGAUGUUUUCGAGCCAGGAGCUCGAGGGACUGGCGGCGUCGCGGGGCUCGCAGAACCGCAAGAUGAAGAAGAUGAAGAAAAAGGCGGAACGGGCGGGCGCGGGCCUCGUCGGCGCUCUCGAGGCGAGCAUGGACCUGGGCACCGUCGUCGGCAACGGCGCGGCGCAGAGCAAGAAGAAGCAGAAUGGGGCCAACGGGCAGCGGGCCAAGCCGCAGCAGAGGGGGAGGUUUGCAGCGCUCAUGCAGGACGGCGACGAAGACGAUGACGACGACGACGACGACGACGACGACGAGGCAAACGGGGCCGGCAUGCGGGACGAAAGGGCUGCUGGCUCGCUCGUCGUCGUCGAGGAGGAGGUCGACAUGGGUGCGGCUCCCGCUGCGGCGCACUCCGCCACGCCGGCCGUCGUCGCCGCGACGAUUGAGGAAGACGAGGAGGAGCUCUGA